This is a messenger RNA of Cotesia congregata, 651 nucleotides long. NCBI's taxonomy places the organism in Eukaryota, Metazoa, Arthropoda, Insecta, Hymenoptera, Braconidae. The record is from the annotation of a GenBank genome assembly.
AUGAAGUCGCUAUUGCCUUUGAUUCUUGUAACUUUUAUUCUGCAAGCAUGCGUUGCUGCUCCAGAGGGUAAUUCCGCAAAAAAAACUGAUCGUAUUUCGGAACUGAAGAAUGAUAAACUCAUUAUGGCAAUUAACAAGUUCCUCAAAAGCUUGGACCUCGAGCAAAUUUUCCGAGAGUUCUUCAGCCUGAAUCAAGGUCAAAUUUUGAUUAAAUUAAAUCAGAUUAGAAAUGGGUUGAACAUGAAUGGAGACGAUAUCAAUAUGAUGGUGAGCAAAAUCGCAAGUGCUUUGGAGACCUACACGAUUAAAGACUUGGCAAAUCUCAACGAGGCUGAAAUCGUUUCGAUAGUUGAAAAAAUGGUCAAUCGAAUCCGAUCUUACCAGGAUAUGAUCUUCGGAAAAAUUUUCGCUAUAGCCGACGAGCUGGGAGUUGAGAAAUCUAAGGCCUUCGAAUGUGUUUCCAAUUUGGUUGAUAUAAUCAAUAUUUUGUCGGAACCCAACAAAGUGGAGGAGGUCGUGAAAAAAUACAAGGAUGAAAUCAUUGCGGUAAUGAAUAGAUUUGUCGAAAUUGUUCAGGUGUACGACUUAGAACCAAUGGUUAAAUCAAUUCUUGACGUCAUGAAGGAAGCAUCUUCCAAAGAACGAUUUUAA